Messenger RNA from Cucumis sativus (cucumber), 2338 nucleotides. Its product is annotated as tryptophan aminotransferase-related protein 2-like. Bases 890 to 2206 code for a protein of 438 amino acids. Gene Ontology annotation, molecular function: carbon-sulfur lyase activity; transaminase activity. The record is from RefSeq and is a predicted model, not a curated record. Gene Ontology annotation, biological process: amino acid metabolic process. NCBI's taxonomy places the organism in Eukaryota, Viridiplantae, Streptophyta, Magnoliopsida, Cucurbitales, Cucurbitaceae. The transcript has 5 exons.
AGGUGGAAAAGGAUUAUAAUACAAUUGAGGAACAAAAGAAAAAGCAGAGGAAAGCCCGAAAAAUAAUGCAGAGAGCAUGUAGUGGCAGUAAGGGAGCAGCUUUUUUCAUUAAACCCAUUUUGAUUUUCAUGUGGUUAUGAUUUGUCUGUCUAAUGUGCGUGUAUAUACAAAGCAAACCUGUAUCCUUUGCAUAUGAAUUAUGAAACAGUGAAUCUUAACAGUUUUGAAGUUGGAGAAGAUAUUACUUCUUAAGAUCCAGCAUCGAAAGUCUUCAAAAUUUCCCCGGAAAAUCGUGGUGGGAUUUCUUGAUUCUUGAGAAAAAGAAGAAGAAGAAAAAUUCUCUUGUUGGAUUUGUUUUCAAGACUGUUCUUCCUUUUCUAUUCUGUUUUGCCAAUUCUUGCCUCAUCAGUCAUCGCCUCUCUUUCUUCCCUUUCUCUUCCUUUGAAGCUCCAAAAAUGGCGACCAAACUCUGUAAUAUUUGAUUUGUUUUUGGAGGGUUUAUUUUGUUCUUUUUUGUUUUUAAUUUUCUGCAUUUCGACCUUCCAAUUAAGCAAAUCAUUUUCCUCUCUAGUUUUUCAAAACGGUUAUGGGUUUUUUGCGGAAGUGUCAUCUAAAGUCCAAAAAAUUUCAAAUUCCAGCUUAACUUUUAGUGAUGAUUACUUCAUUAAAUGUACAGGAGAAGAAAACGUUCAUAAUUUCUGGAUUCUGCAUGCCUUGAAAACUUAAGUCCCUAAUACAAAUCGUACAACCCGUUUGGCAUUUUGGCACUUUCUUAGUUUUGAUUUCAUUUCAUUCUUCUCCUUUUGCUAUAUAUUCUCCCUUUUCCCUUCAUUAUUUCUCACUCACACCAGUUCCUUCUUCUUCUUUGCUCUGUUUUUUUCGAAAAACAAUGGGUUUGGUUUCAUUGAGGAAUUUCUUCGUCCUGUCUUUAGCUUUGAAUGUGAGUUUGAUUUUAAGAGCUAUAAAUCAGAAUGAGAAGCUCCAUAGCGGAGCUUCAAUGGCGGUCGAGAAAGGGGCUAAAGUAGCUCAAAUGAAAUUUUUGUCGUUCCCAUCUCUGUCAUCACCAUCAGCAGCUUCUCCUGAAACUCAAACUCCUCUUGGUAGAGAAAGAGUCGUUAAUCUUGACCAUGGUGAUCCGACAAUGUAUGAGCAAUAUUGGAAGCCAAUGGGGGACAAGACUACAAUAGUGAUCCCUGGAUGGCAAUCAAUGAGCUAUUUUUCUGAUGUUACGAACCUUUGUUGGUUCAUGGAGCCUGAAUUUGCCAAGCAAAUUGUGAGGAUACACAAGGUGGUUGGUAACGCCGUGACGGAGGGGAGGCACAUUGUCGUCGGGACGGGAUCGUCUCAACUUCUCUUAGCUGCCCUCUAUGCAUUGUCCCCACAAGAUUCUUCCAAACCAAUCAGCGUGGUCUCUACAGCCCCGUACUACUCGUCUUACCCUUUAAUGACCGAUUGUGUUAAGUCGGGGAUCCACAAAUGGGCUGGUGAUGCGAAGGUAUUUGACAAGGAUGAGCCUUACAUUGAAUUGGUCACCUCCCCCAACAAUCCUGAUGGCUUUGUUCGACAUCCCAUGGUGAACCGAACUGGUGGUAUAUUGGUCCACGACCUUGCUUAUUAUUGGCCACAAUAUACUCCAAUAUCCACCCCGGCUGACAACGACUUGUCGCUUUUCACUGUGUCAAAAAGUACUGGACAUGCUGGGUUACGUAUUGGGUGGGCUCUUGUGAAGGAUGUUGAAGUUGCAAAGAGAAUGAUCAAAUUCAUUGAGCUUAAUACAAUUGGUGUGUCCAAAGACUCGCAGCUUCGAGCUGCCAAAGUUCUCGAAGUAGUAUCUGACAGUUGUGAACAAGCCGGUGGUUCGGAGUAUGCAGAAUCCUUCUUCCAUUUCAGCCACACCGUCAUGACCGAGCGAUGGAGGCUGCUAAGGGAGGCAGUGAAACGCAGUGGCAUAUUUAGUUUGCCUGACUUUUCUCCUGCACAUUGCAACUUCUUUGACAACAACUUGGGAACUCAACCUGCUUUUGCAUGGUUAAAAUGUGAUCAAGACAACGUUGAAGAUUGCGAGAGCUUUCUCCGAGGCCACAAGAUUCUCACCCGUGGCGGGAAGCAUUUCGGCGUUGGCUCGAAAUAUGUUCGAAUUAGCAUGUUGGAUCGUGAAGAAACCUACAAUUUAUUUGUUGAAAGAUUGUCUCAGAUCAGGUCAUGACAUCUGAUAUUGGUAAAUGGCUAAGAUGGCAUUAGAGGUUGAUGAAGCAAUGGGGGGUUUUUGGGCUUGCAAAUGUAAAUUUCAAAAUGAAAAUGAGAGAAAGGGAAAUAUUUGUUAUUGAUUAUGUUGCAA